This is a messenger RNA of Diospyros lotus (date-plum), 1303 nucleotides long. Its product is annotated as protein POOR HOMOLOGOUS SYNAPSIS 1. The transcript has 9 exons. The record is from RefSeq and is a predicted model, not a curated record. The coding region runs from base 72 to 953 and encodes 293 amino acids. Lineage: Eukaryota; Viridiplantae; Streptophyta; Magnoliopsida; Ericales; Ebenaceae.
UGGAAACUUAUUUAUAAAUAUAAAAAGCCCCCCAUAUCGAGGACACAGGGACGGUUGAGUUGAAUGUGAAAAUGGCGGGAUCUCUGGUCGUAGCGUCGACGUCGAGCGCCAUUGGAGUGGAGUGGGAGGUGGAGUACUCUCGCUUCUUCAACUAUCCUUCUCUCACUUCCUCCUGUCCUUCUUCUCUCGAUCCUCUCACAGACCAAUGGCGACACCGAUUCCGCGGCACCUGGAUCUCCUCCUCCUCUUCCAUCGCCUCUCUCAAACUCACCCCCGAUCCCUCCAUCUCCGAUUACGUCCUCACCGUCACUUUCCUCCAAAAAAUCCACGAGGAGCACUAUAUUUCCAAGCUGAAUUUCACCUGGCCUCAUGUGGCAUGUGUAUCUGGAUUUCCUACCAGGGGCAGCAGAGUUGUUUUUGUGGGCUACAGAGAUUGCACAGGCCAGAUCCAGAAGUUUGCAUUACGGUUUUCAACAAUCCAUGAAAUAGAAACAUUCAUGAAUCCUCUGAAGGAGAUCAUGGGUAUGGCUAGUGGCACAGGGCUUCUUUCUGACAACUAUGUAUCUGAAAUUUCGUCUCAAUCUGAGUAUGUUCCAUCUGAUGAACCCCAACACAGAGCUACAGAAGACUGGAAUCGUGUGGCUACCAUAGACACAUCAGCCUACAAGGUCCAAUCAGAUUUGAAUUAUGAAGUUGCUCAAAACUCAAAUUCCCAGGAGAUUCUACUGAAUUGUGACCCUGAAAGCAUUUUUACGGCAUUGCCACCCAGUUUCACAUCAUUGUUGAUGAGCUGUCACCCUGAGAAAGCAGCACAGCCAAUUGUAUCUAGGGAAGCCGAUCAGCCUGAUCUUAAAUCCCAAAUCAUGAGGUAUUUGGGAGAUCCUUCCUUCCAAGAUAUAUUGGGCAAAGUAGAGAAAGUUCUCAGUGAAAUGGACGAAGAUACGAGGCUGUAACCCUUCUCUUGCUUUUCCUCGUAAACUUGCUGGAUGCCAAAUCAUUAUAAUAAGUAUUGCUGGACAGAGAGUCCCAAGGCAAACUUCAAGUAUUUGCUAUAAUUUGACCUGGAAAACCAAGUUGUGACUGAACUUGAAGUAACUUUUGCCUGCACCCCUUGUUUUGCUUGAAUCUGAAGAAAUGCUGCCUGAGUCAACAGAGAAAUAAUUUUGUGGAUCCCUGGCACACGUCAACGACAAGUUAUGAUGUCCCAAAUCAGUUACUCUCACCUAAUCAUAUUAAUAAUUAUAAGGCAAGUUGACCAAAAAACAAUAACACAAAUGCAUUUACAAAUUUAACUUUACCAUUA